CAGGCAACGACUGUGCUGGCGUCGCUGGCAUCCUGCAUGCCAAUGCUUUGAGGUCACCCUCGAAUGCGGGAAGCCUGUUGCCGCAGAGGCAGCUACAGCUGGAGAGCCUCUGGGAGAAGGGACCCGAGGGGCGGCUACUUUCCCGCUGCGCCUCUUCCUCUGCGUAGCUUGUCCGGGCACCCGAUGCUGCUGCUUCCGCUCCUGCCCUUCGUUUGGGCCCCCGCGCUGGCCCGUCUCUGGGAGGAUGACAGAUGCAAUCAAACAGAAUGGCAAAAACCUUCAGGUGGAGAAGGGGUAUCAGAUGAGAAAGGACACCCAUUGAAUGUGACUGUCAACAACUGGGGUUAUUCAAAUGCCCUCUUCCUAACCUGGGAGUAUUUCUUGGGAGGUGCCCAGGGCUUCUCAUUAGCUCUUUAUGACUUGGACACAAAUACUCUGCUACAGAAUGGAUCAACUGCACUCAAUACCACCAGCUUCAGCUUUCAGGGUUUGCUUCCUGGGACACAAUAUAUUAUUGAAAUCACUGCAUUGCUCGCAUGUGCACAUAAUUCCAGUACGAGAAUCACUGGGCAGACAGUACCAUUACCUGUGCGGGAUGUUACCUUGAGUCACGAAAGCCCCUCAGUGUUAUUGGCCUCCUGGAGUGAACCCCCAGGUGGGAAAGAUGGGUACCAGUUGGUCCUCUACCACAUAGACUCACAGGCUCCUGUCAAGAAUGCAACCAUUGCUGGAGGCACCACCACUUUCCGCUUUGAAAAGCUUUUGCCAGGCAGUGAAUAUGCCCUCCGUAUCACCACAUGGGCUGGAUAUUACAAAGCAAGCACCAGUGCACGAGACUGGACAGCCCCCGCUGCUCCCAAGACAUUGACGUUCCAGAACAACAAUUCCAGCUCCAGUUUGAUUGCCUCAUGGACUAACUCAGAGGGAGCAGAAUGGCUGUAUUUCACUCUCCAGAACCUGCAUACCCCUGCUGACAGCAGGACAGUGUCACUUCGGAGAGGCCUAACUAACUACACCUUCCAGCACUUAGAGCCAGGAACACCCUAUCACCUGGAUGUUAAGGCUGUGUCUGGGCCUUACCUGGUUAAGGGUCCCAAUAUAACUGCUUAUACAUACCCCCUAAAACCAGCCAAUGUAAAUUUGAUCAACUAUGACAGCAGUAGCACUUUGAAAGCUUCAUGGAACUCAGCAGCUGGUGAAAGAGAAUACUAUUUGGUGAUUCUGCAGAAAGGAGACAGCAGCAUUAUAGUCAGAAACAUAUCAGCGGGGGGGAACAGCACAUAUGUCAUCUUUCAGGAUCUGGCCCCUGGAAGCCACUAUACUGCCUGGGUUACAGCUGUUGCUGGGCCCCAUAAAGCAACUGCAAAAAGCAUCUCUGCCUGGACUUAUCCCACAGCCCCAUCUAGUGGGAAUCUGUUGAAUCAGGGCAGUGCCUACACGCUUCAGGCUCAUUGGCAAGAGGCAGCUGGGACUGGUUAUGUGACAACAUUAUAUACUAUGGAGCCCCUCAUUGUGUCGCAAAACAGUUCGUUACCUAAGCAGUCUUCCAGCCAACUUUAUGAAGGAUUAAGACCAGGCACUCGAUAUGCCUUGGAGAUCUGCACUGUUGCAGGCCCCCACACUUCUCUACCCCUCCAUCUCAGCAACUGGACACAUCCUUUGCCUCCGGACCACCUAAAACUCAACAAUGAUGGUCACAGAAUGAGGUCACUCCAUGCUUCUUGGCAGAAUUCUUCCAAAAGCGGAGGCUUCUAUGUAGGAGCUCUCCUGGAAACCAAAUCUCAGUUAGUGAUAAAAAAUGUGACCCUGGCAGAGGCUAAUAUCACCUUUGAAAUGCUAAUCCCAGGACGUCAGUACACUCUGAAGUUGGCAAGAGUGGCUGGACCAUUUCAGUCUCAUGUUCAGAUUGUUAGUGACUGGACCUACCCUUUGGUUCCAUCAGGAGUGAUGCUGGCCAGUAGCAGGUGGUCCAGCAGUCUUGUUGCUUCUUGGGACCGACCUCUAGGUGACAGAGACCAGUUCUUCCUGCGAUUCUACAGUCUGGAGCAACCUUUGCAGAGGAACAUCACAAUUGGGCCAAGCAUGCUAAAUUUUACCUUUGAGGGUCUUCAACCUGGCAGUCAAUACUUAUUGGAGGUUACAGCAAUGGCAGGACCAUACAGAGCUUCAGCUCAGGUGGUUUCUGCAUGGACAUAUCCUCUAUCUCUGGCAAAUGUGAGUGUGAAAUGCAGCCAGAACCCCCAGCAACUGAUUGUGAGCUGGAUGGAAUCAGGAAGAGGACGAGGAUAUUGGGUACAGCUCUAUUCAGAAGAAUCCUUGUCCAUUAUCCAGAAUGUGUCUGUACCACAUGGAACUACACAGGUGACUUUGGAUAACCUGGUGCCAGGAACUCGGUAUCGUGUUGAGAUUGUCUCCAGAGCUGGACCUCACUACGUUUCUUCACAAACAGCCAUUGGCUAUACAGUACCCUUGUUGCCACUGUCUCUGAAAGUGAUCAGUCACAGUUCUUCAGUGUUAUCUGUGCAAUGGAAGGCCCCAGCUGGGCAGAGAGAUGGUUAUAUGGUUUCCGUAUCUAAAGAGGGAUCUACAGAUACUAGAAGUCACAUGUUUGUGGAGAAAACCAGCACCAAUAUCACAAUUGUAGGGCUAACCCCUGGUACCUGCUACCUGAUUGCAGUGUGGUCACUGGCUGGACCGUACAGCUCUGCUUCUCGGAACAGCUCAGCUUGUACAGCACCUGCUGCUCCUAUGAACCUGACUCUGAAAAAUAUGGACAAUUCAUCUGUGCUAUACACAGCUUGGGUUGAGCCCCCAGGAGGACGGGACCACUAUCGGAUGAUCCUGUAUAGCCUGGAUCCUCCAGGCAUGAAGAGAGUUCGUGUCAUUGGCCCAGGUGUCCAGAAUUUCCUCUGGACAGGUUUGCCAGCUGGAAGCCAUUUUGCUGUGCAGGUUAUUUCAGUGAAAGGCCAUUCUGAGGCCUCUUCCACCAUUGCUGCUGAAUGGACAUCUCCCCUGCCAGCUGCCUCUGUGCAAAUCUGGAAUGAAGGACACCCAAACAGGCUGCAUGCGGCUUGGGCACCAGCCUCUGGUAGACUGGAUGGCUAUGAACUGAACCUAUACCACACAGGAUCUAGCACAUUAGCAACACAAGCAUAUCUAGGGAGCGAUGCCACUAAUUUUACCUUCUCAGAUCUGACACCUGGAAUCAAUUACUUACUUGAGAUUCUCUCAAAGGCUGGACCCUACAGGAUUUCAGCAGGGAAUUUCAGUGCUUGGACAAGUCCUCUACCUCCUCGCACGGUGCUUCUGUCAAACAAAGGGCACACUGACAAGCUGAGUGCUACCUGGGAACCUCCUGCAGGAGAUCAAAGUGGCUAUGUACUAACACUCUAUAAUGCUGCAUUGGGCACUGUAGUAGCCAAGGUAUCUGUAGAAAAGGACAUUACUAAUUUCACCUUUGGAAGCCUCAUCCCAGGAAGUAAAUACUUGCUGGAAGUUGCUUCCAUAGCAGGGCCGUAUCGGAUAUCAACAGGGAACAUCAGUGACUGGACAUACCCAUUUGUUCCCAGGAAACUCUCUGUAAAGGCCGAGAAGGGAAAUCCUGCACUGUCUGUGACCUGGGCAAAGCCAGUCAGCAAACCAGAGCGCUGCCAGCUGCAGCUGUGGCAUUCAGAAAACAGCACCAUGCUACAGCAUCACACCUUGACUCAGUGGCAAGUCCAGCACAUUUUUCAGGGACUAGUUCCAGGGAGAAAUUAUUCUGUAUCUCUCACCUGUGUUGCUGGGCCGUACAAGAACAGUUCUGAAACGAUAGUAGUGCCUAUAGAACCCAGUCAUGUGAAGGACCUGCAGUGUCUACCUGACACCACUAGUAUGUUUCUAAAUUGGACCAUCAUUGAGAAUGACAUUAAAUCCUAUGAGCUGACAGUGAAUACAUUUCCAAAGAGAGUCCUCCAACAAUCUCUACUUCCUUUGGUUGUUUCCCAAACUAAUGUUACUCUGAUAGAGCUAACUACAAAUACCUCCUAUCAAAUCCAAGUUAAUGCUGUUGGCAUGAAUGGCAUAAAGGGCCCAGCUGUGAUAAUAGUAUGCAACACAUCUGUGGAAGUUCUUCCACCUCCUGUGAGAAUUGACCUCCCACAGUUUGAUGCCAGUUCCAGAGUCAUAAUUUCUCCUGAUAUGUUCAGUGAAGAAAAUGGUCUCAUAGAGUAUUAUGGAAUUGUUGUCACCACCAAUGAGUCUUUACUGAGGCCUACCCAAGAGAUCAUUUCCCGCACGUGGUACGACCACUAUUAUGGGCAGGAAGACUCAUACUUGGCUGUGUUGCUGCCAAACCCAUUUCAUCUCAAUGAGAGCACCAGCCCCAAGGCUUGGCCAGUGUCUGUGGGUGCAGAAGAAUGCAGCCACUCCCGAGUAACUUGCAAUGGAAAGCUGAAAACAAAUACACAGUACAGGUUCAGCAUUGCUGCAUUCACCAGAUACAGCCAACAGACUCCAAAAGUGUCCUUCACAGUGUUCUCAGCAGCAGCUGCUUCAGCAGAUUCUGAAACUCUGUCUGCCCCAGUUGUGGCUGGAAUCAUUAUGGGAUUCCUUGUGACAGCCACAGCAAUUUCUGGAUGGGUUUAUUGGAAACAUCUAAGAACAAGAAGGGUAGAAAAGGGUAAUAUUCCUCAAGAAAUGGCCAUCUAUAGCCUGAGGAAUACCCAUCGUCCAAUCCCUCUGCAAAGUUUUAGACAAUAUUAUGAGACAAGGACAGCAAACUCAAAUAAUGGGUUCUUUCAGGAUUUUGAGGAGCUGAAGGAAGUUGGAAAGGAACAGCCCAAGACAGAAGCUGAAGUUCCAGCCAAUACCAUCAAGAAUCGAUACCCUCAUGUUCUACCAUAUGAUUAUUCUCGAGUGAAGCUGACCCUGCUGGAUGGACAACCUCAUUCUGAUUAUAUCAAUGCCAACUUUGUGCCAGGUUACAACUCCCCACAGGAGUUCAUUGCUACCCAGGGGCCUUUGAAAAAAACUCUGGAUGAUUUCUGGAGACUGGUCUGGGAGCAGAACAUCUGCACUAUUGUGAUGUUGACAGUGGGCAUGGAGAAUGGACGGGUAUUAUGUGAAUACUACUGGCCAACAGACACCUCUCCUGUCUCUUCUGGAGAAAUUAGCAUUCAUCUACUUGCUCAGAAUUUUGCUGAUGAGUGGACAACACGGGAAUUCAAACUGCAGCAUAAAGGACUAAAUAUGGAACGAAGAGUGAGUCACCUACACUACACAGCAUGGCCUAAUCAUGGUGUUCCUGAGUCUACCAUCUCUAUGAUUGCUUUCAUAGAGCUGGUACGAGCACACAUGCAGAGUGUAAAUGAAUGUGGACCUAUCCUGGUACAUGGUAGUGCAGGGGUGGGCCGCACAGGCACCUUCAUUGCCCUUGAUCGGCUCCUGCAGCAGCUAAAGCAUGAGAAUCUGGUGGAUAUCUUCGGUACCAUUUAUAGUCUUCGGAUGAACCGCCAUCGUAUGAUAGAGACCCUGGGACAGUACAUUUUCCUGCAUAGCUGCAUCCUAGAGAAGAUCUCCGAAGAUCCAAUUGUUGGCCUCUCAGAGAUCUCCCAUCCAGUCUCUCUCAAGAGUUUUGUGCAGCACCAUGCAAACAACUGUUCUCAGUCCAAUGCUGGCUUCCUAAAAGAAUAUGAGCAGAUGCUCUUGGAGGUUGCAAAAGAGGAAAUAAAUUCUGCCAUACCACCCUCUGUCAACCAGCAAAUCAACCUCAGCUCCAGCAAGAUUCCAUAUGAUCGCGCUAAAGUGAAAUUUUUACCACUGGAUCGAGAUCCAUUCUCAGAUCUUGCACAUGUCUGGUUUAUCCCUGGCUGCAAUUCAGCCAAGGACUAUAUUGCUAUAGAAGGACCUGACAAGCUGGCCCUGGAAGAGUUCUGGGGACUAGUCUGGGAACGUGGUGUCCACACUAUCAUCACUUUACUACCUGGGCAGACAAAUAGUCCGGCUCCCGAUAAGUCCUGCUGGCCAUCAGAGGGUGAACCCAUCUGCACAGAAAUGUUGACCAUACAGCAAGGGCCUGAAAAGAUUAUUUCAGGAUGGCCUUGUGUUCAGCUCAGACUAAAAUAUGAGAAAAAGGCCAAGGAAAGACUGAUACAACAGUUCCGAUUUCCUUUGGGGGAAGGAGAAGAGUUGCCUGAUCCUGAGAUCCUGGUGGGCUUUCUCACUGUUGUCAGACAACUAGUGCCAUACCGGAAGAGGACCAACCCUUUAGUCCUGCAUUGCAGUUCGGGAGGUGUGGGCCAGAUGGGGAUACUCAUUGCCCUGGAUACUCUGCUGCAGCAGCUGAAAGGGGAGAAAAAUGUGGAUGUAUAUGGCGUUGUUUUGAGGCUGGUGAGAAGCUGUUGUCUCAUGACUCCAUCGUUGGAUAAGUAUAUUUAUCUGUAUGAAUGCAUUCGUGAUGUCAUCACCCAGAAACACGUUUAGGCUCUGCCCUCUGCUCCUUGUUAGAUGGUGGAUAGGAUUUCAUUGUGCAGCAGAAGUGUGGACAUAGACUGAACUGAUGUUUUCCUGUGCUGAGAUGAGCAGCUACCCCAGGGAUCUGAUCUUAAUCUGUGCAGAAGGUGAAACAAUGAGUCUGUAAAAAUGCUGGCUGUGAUGUUCCACUCUUCCAGUUGCAGGAAGCUCAUUUCUGCUGACAGCAGACUUCUGUUCCUCAAGGCAGGGUUGUGCAUGCCAUAACAACGCAUCCUUCAUUCUGGAUGCACCAUUUACUGAGGAAAAAAUGCAAAAACCACCUCCUGAGCCUUCCCAGUUUUUGUUCAAUGUCCUUAAAACACAGUGAACCGUGUUGUUGGAUAUGGAUGUAGUUGAUGGGUUCAAAAUGCUCAUGAUGUCAUUAUAUAAAUCUACAGUACAUAAUACAUUUCAGUUAAUUUGGCUUUGUGACAAAAACAAAUAUAGCUGGAGAAGUUGCAAGAAAGGAUGAUGGACAAAAAGAUCCAGUGGUCCUCAUACUCCCUCUCUGCUACAUUUCUGACGUUGCAUAUUUGGACCUUUGUAGCAACAGAGAUCCCAAUUAUGACACUUAAGUCCAUGGAACUAUCAUACACAAUGGCACAGCCUGGGUGCAAGCAUUUUGGUUUUCUUUUGUUGACAUUUUCCUAUACAAACAGGCUGAGUAAAUAUCUUACUGGCAUGUUAACACUAGGAUGUUACCAAAUCAGUGGUGUGUCUUCUUUCCACAUUCACAACCAAAUUAAGCAGAAAGACAAUUUUCCAUAUAUAAAAUUAUUCAUAACUUUAAAAAAACAGCCUAAACA
Molecule: messenger RNA, 7298 nt
Organism: Python bivittatus (Burmese python)
Lineage: Eukaryota; Metazoa; Chordata; Lepidosauria; Squamata; Pythonidae
Product: receptor-type tyrosine-protein phosphatase V-like
Biological process (GO): angiogenesis; peptidyl-tyrosine dephosphorylation involved in inactivation of protein kinase activity
Cellular component (GO): signaling receptor complex
Molecular function (GO): protein tyrosine phosphatase activity; cadherin binding
Source: RefSeq, a predicted model, not a curated record